AUGACUCAACCAGAAAUCCUUCACAAUCAGGGUGCCAAAGGAUUUGUAGAACUCCAAAGAGAAGGCAAAGAUGGAGCUGAAUCAUGGCUAUUUCGGGUGCAAAAGAGAUUUGAAUCUCGUCAAUAUAAAAUGUUUCAACCAACUUCAAAUGUGUCUAUUUAUAGGGUACCUGAAUCCAUGAGGGCAUCAAAACCACAAGCUUAUGUACCUCUCAUUGUGUCUUUUGGAUUUUAUCAUCACAAGGGAGGGCAACAACUCUCUGUAAUGGAUGACCACAAGCUAGAAGCGGUAGAAAGAACUUUGAAAAGGCUCAAUCAUAUGGACAUCUAUAUGUUGACAACAGAAAUUGAAAUGUUAGAGGAAAGAAUUAGAGUUUGCUACCAAGAUUCAGCAGUUGAAUACGAUAGAGAAACAGUGGCCUGGAUGUUGACAAUGGAUGCAUGCUUUAUUCUCGAGUUCUUUAGGGCUCUGAGCAAAGAAAUGUCUAAUGAAGAACAAUCCUUCAGUCUUAUUUUCCAACGUGGGGAUGGAAAUGCUAUAUCACGGGCGAUAAAGAGGGAUAUAAUAAAAUUGGAAAACCAAAUUCCACUAUUUGUUCUCAUACAUUUACUCCAAUUAGAGCUUAAAACCCAUGAAAAAGCAGUAUCCAAGUUAGCUACAAUACUCAGUCACUUUCAAGAAUUCAAAGGGUUUCCCUUCAGUUUGGAAGUUUGGGAACAUCAAAUUCCAUGGAAAAUUGAAGAACACAUAAGAAAAGGUGCAUCUCAUCUGUUGGAUUUGUGUAGAAUGUUAAUUUCAGAUUUCUUAACACAUUCACAUCCCCAUUCUCCUUCUUUUGCAGUGUCAGUCUCUAAGAACCAGAAUAAUAACGAAAAAUUAUCUAAACUUUCAGCAGAACUCUUAAGAAAUGUUGGUAUCUCAUUUAAGCCAAGUGUUGAUGGGAAACUGUUAUUUGAAAACAGAAGAUUUGGAAGCAGUUACUUUUUCCUCCCUAAAAUCAUAGUGGGGGAUGACACAGAAACUAUCCUGCGGAAUUUGAUUGCUUUUGAUGAAUGCCAAAGAUGCCGAUCCUCCCCAGAAGCCACAAUAAUUUCCCAAUAUAUAGGUCUAAUAGAUGACUUAAUUGACUCUGAGAAAGAUGUUGCUUUGCUUAGGAAUCAAGAAAUCAUCAUAAGUUUAAUGGGGAGAGAUAAUGAAAUAGGUAGCAUGUUCCAUGAUCUAGACAGGGAAGUCUCUAUACAACCAAUUGAACAAUUUGAGGUGGUUGUGAAACAAAUAACAGAUCAUUAUCACAGUGCAUUGAAUUUGUGGAUCGGACAGUUCAAAGAAGAGUAUUGCUCAAGGCCUUGGUAUAUUGUCUCUCUUCUGGUGGCGAUACUUGUUUUGGGUAUGACUGCUAUGCAAACUUAUUUUGGAUCGAAAGUUAACUGA
This is a messenger RNA of Cryptomeria japonica (Japanese cedar), 1431 nucleotides long. RefSeq names its product putative UPF0481 protein At3g02645. The coding region runs from base 1 to 1431 and encodes 476 amino acids. The record is from RefSeq and is a predicted model, not a curated record. Lineage: Eukaryota; Viridiplantae; Streptophyta; Pinopsida; Cupressales; Cupressaceae. The transcript has a single exon.